This is a messenger RNA of Prorocentrum cordatum, 927 nucleotides long. NCBI's taxonomy places the organism in Eukaryota, Dinophyceae, Prorocentrales, Prorocentraceae. The record is from the annotation of a GenBank genome assembly.
CUGCUUUCUGUCCUCCUGGACUUCCAGCCUGGCUACCAGUGGGACGAUGCCGGGGGCUAUUGCGGAUCUUGGGCGGUGCAGCGCGCAGCGCUGGGCAAGGGCGCUUGGAUAUCGCAGCAGCAGGUCCGCGACCACACGUCUCCAGGUGGUGGUCAUGACAACGAGAUCCUUUCAACCAACAUCGAGGAAGCCUUCAAGAAGCUCAAAAUCUCCUUCGAAGGCUUCGACUACGUGAACGAACCACUCCCACAGCAAGAUGCGUAUGCGAGGUGGCUCAAGAAGCAGCUGGUGGCUGGCUAUGCCGUGGCAUGGAUGAUUAUGUGGAGCGGCCAGAGCUAUCCGAUAUACGACCUCAAACCACCAGCUGGCAUGUACGGGCACGUCGAGCCGGUCGUUGGCAUCCAGUCCAACCAUCCACUGAACGACACAACGCGGGGGUCGUCGGGCUCCGAUGACGUGGUCCUUCACUACACCGAUGCGGGCACGAACACGGUUCACCGGGCUCUCAGCAGCCUGGGGGGGUCUUGGGCAGGGCCAGGCCGCCGCGCCAACUGCGGCUGGAGGCACUCGUACUGCAUGGCGGAGUACGCGUUCGGGUGGGCGGUGAAGGGCUUUGAGGACGAUAAGCCGUACGUCCAGGCAUCCCUGGCCAUCCAGCCCUACGAGAGUGAGCCGGACACGCGCUCAGGCGAGACGCCCGUCCUGCUGAAAGGCACCCUGACGGUGACGGAGCUCACGGCGGGGUCAACGUACAGCAUAUACCGCUGGGACUCCGUUGAGGAUGCGUUUACCUACAGCGACAGCUUCAAGAAGACGUCAUUCCAGGCCAAGACCGACAGGUUUGUCUACUCAGAUGGCACGGGCUUCCAGAGCAGCGGCACGACCUACUACAGGGUACUGCUUGAGGCAGCUGCAGAGGAGGCAGUG